Messenger RNA from Camellia sinensis, 3336 nucleotides. The record is from RefSeq and is a predicted model, not a curated record. NCBI's taxonomy places the organism in Eukaryota, Viridiplantae, Streptophyta, Magnoliopsida, Ericales, Theaceae.
AUGGAUUUGCUUCCCUUCUUCGUUCAUAACUAUGUUGCCAGUCAUCAUAAAAGAUUACGUCGUCGAGAAACAAGUUUCUCAAAGAAGAAAAAGAUUGAAAAAGUUGAGUUUGUUAUAGAGCCAACAACACAUGAAAGUGAAAAUCAACUAAAAGUUAAACCUGAAUCUAACAUUGACAAUGAGGAGCCCAAACAGGAACAACUGAAACAACCUACAGAGCUCCACAAACCAAGAGGGAAGAAAAAAAUUGAUGGAAGAAAAACUAGGACUGAACAGAUACAUGAUAAUGAAGCAAAGUAUGUCUACCGUUCCAACAUUCAAUCUCUUAUCAAAUUUUUCAAGACAACAAAACUCAGAGAGGAGCAUUUGACAGUAUUGAGAAAGACACCUUUUUCACUUCUGGUUGAUACAUUGAGUGAAAACAAGGUUAAAAGAAGAGAUUCAAUUAAAUAUGAUGAUGUGGUUGCAAAAAUUUUACAAACUUACCAAAUGGAUGGAACCACAUUUGAAAUUGUUGGGAAGAAGCUGAAGUUGAAAAGAAAUGACUUCAAAUUAAUUUUUGGGAUUGCAUGUGGACAGAAGAAGAUGAACCUUGCAUACGGAAGAAAAAAUGAGGUAGCUAUGGUGCAAAGAAGGAAAAUAACCGAGAGCAGAAUGACAAGUGCUUCAAUCCAAAAGUUGAUAACGAAACUUCUGAGAAGCAACAACAAUGAAGAUGUAAAAGAUGUCGUUAGGCUUGUGUGCCUUUUGGUUUGUUUGCUUUUAUUGUAUCCAGCAAAACAAUAUCUUACAAGAUCAAUAGCACGCAAUAUCAACCAAAUUGAUAGAGUAUGCGGAUGUGUGAUCAUCUUAUUGAAUUGGAUAUGUGAGUAUGCAAAGAUCAUCAAACCAAAUGACAAGAACCCAAUCCCAAGAUUUGCAAGAUGGAGCAUUACACAUCUGGGAGAACAAUUGGCAAAGUCAUCCUUGCAUGAUCUGAAACAUAUUGAGAACAUAUACAGACAAUUGCAACCACAAACAAAUGAUCAGCAUGAAGAUGGAGAAUGUAACUUUGAGGAACAAGAGGAGAUUGAAUUAUCUGAAAAGGAAGAAGAACUAAUUAUCACAAAGAUAUUCAGUCUCAGUCCAGGAAGAAAUUCACCGAAUCCAAAGCAUCAAACAGGUGCUCGAAAAAAGAGGAAAUCAACAACAUUGCAAUCAAAAAAGAAUGCAAGAAGGAAAGCCAACUUUCAGCAUGAAACUGAAGAAGGUCCAGUUCAUGUGCAAAGAAAUGAGCUUUCUUUUGACAACCUAGAAAAUGAUGAAGAAGAAACAAUGAUCAAACAGAAAGUUGGUCCAACAACUUCCCUGCGAUUCAAGCAUCAAACACCGGCUGAAAAAAGGAAAGCAAAAAGGAAACUUGCCUAUAAAACAAAUAUCUACCAUGUGAAAAAUAAUGAACAUACCUUUCAGAAACUAGAAGAGAAUGUCCUGAUAAUCCAAAGGCUAGAAAUGGAGAAGGCAAGAAUCCAAGCAGAAAAUGAUGAGCUUAAGGACCAACUCAUGAAGCUCAGUAAACAAAUGGAAGAACAGAGCAAGAAACCAAAGACACAGAUGGAAGUCAAAGAUGUGGAAAUGGUGCUACUUAAUGAGAGAAUUGCAUUGUUAGUUGAAUCAAAUCUCUACCUGGACAGUGAAGAAGAACAAAUCGUAGUUGAAGUUGAAGCCACCACUCCCAAAACAUCGCCUCUUGUGAGCUCAAUGAUAAAAAGGGUAAAAAAUAGAGAAACAAGAAAAGAGCACAAAGAUCCAGAUUUUUGGUACAUAACGAAAAGACAACCAAAGCAGAACAAGACAGUUGAUGAAGUAGAACCAAUGGUUGAAGAAAGUGCAAAGACCAGAAAAGAAGAGCAGACACAACAUCAACAUCCAACAAAACAAAUUGACACUUCCUAUCCAGUGUUUCACAAAUUGCCAAAGAAAUCAAGGAUGAAACUCACUAGUCAUUGGGCAACAAAAACCAGCAGGAAAGCCAACUUUCAGCAUGAAACUGAAGAAGGUCCAGUUCAUGUGCAAAGAAAUGAGCUUUCUUUUGACAACCUAGAAAAUGAUGAAGAAGAAACAAUGAUCAAACAGAAAGUUGGUCCAACAACUUCCCCGCGAUUCAAGCAUCAAACACCGGCUGAAAAAAGGAAAGCAAAAAGGAAACUUGCCUAUAAAACAAAUAUCUACCAUGUGAAAAUUAAUGAACAUACCUGUCAGAAACUAGAAGAGAAUGUCCUGAUAAUCCAAAGGCUAGAAAUGGAGAAGGCAAGAAUCCAAGCAGAAAAUGAUGAGCUUAAGGACCAACUCAUGAAGCUCAGUAAACAAAUGGAAGAACAGAGCAAGAAACCAAAGACACAGAUGGAAGUCAAAGAUGUGGAAAUAGUGCUACUUAAUGAGAGAAUUGCAUUGUUAGUUGAAUCAAAUCUCUACCUAGACAGUGAAGAAGAACAAAUCGUAGUUGAAGUUGAAGCCACCACUCCCAAAACAUCGCCUCUUGUGAGCUCAAUGAUAAAAAGGGUAAAAAAUAGAGAAACAAGAAAAGAGCACAAAGAUCCAGAUUUUUGGUACGUAACGAAAAGACAACCAAAGCAGAACAAGACAGUUGAUGAACUAGAACCAAUGGUUGAAGAAAGUGCAAAGACUAGAAAAGAAGAGCAGACACAACAUCAACGUCCAACAAAACAAAUUGACACUUCCUAUCCAGUGUUUCAUAAAUUGCCAAAGAAAUCAAGGAUGAAACUCACUAGUCUUUGGGCAACAAAAAUCAGCAGUUAUCCAAUCUUACAAGGAAAGGAAGUAGGCAGCUAUUUGUACUUGGAUGAUAUUGACAAAAUAGUCAAAUGCGAAGAUCUUUCUGGAAAUGCAAUAAAUGCAUACAAGGAAAUCUUAAUGACAGAAAAGCAACUGAAACCAAAGUUCAGCCUCAGCUCGCAAGCAGGAACAACAUAUAUAUUUACUACAUCAUGCCAUAGAAAGGUUAUUGAAAAACACCUUCAACAUCACAAUCCCAAACUCAUUGAAGGUAACAAGUUUCAUGAAGAAACAGAAAUUGCAAUGAAUUGUCCCCAACAAGUUGAUCAUUCACUUGAUUGUGGCGUCAUAGUUUGUUACCUCAUGAGAGAAUAUGUCUGUAACAAAGACAUCUUUCCCAACUUAACAAAGGAGGAGUGCCACCAAAUCAGAGCAGAUAUCAUAGAUGCUUUGUUGACUAACCAACAGACAGACACCCAGCAAAUUGUUGAUGAGGCAAUAGAAGCGGUGCUUGAAGACAAGGAGUUUUGGGACACAAUACACAAUGACAACCAUGCUUGA